AUGUGCCCCGGUCUAACAAGUGAAGGAGCAAGAAUGGAUGAAGAAUUACCGAGUGGUACUAUUGUUGGAGUUUUUGCUGAAGGAAAAGAACAUGCACUUGCUAUAGGAUUAACAAAAAUGUCAACUGGAGAUAUAGUAAUUUAG
Messenger RNA from Diversispora eburnea, 144 nucleotides. NCBI's taxonomy places the organism in Eukaryota, Fungi, Glomeromycota, Glomeromycetes, Diversisporales, Diversisporaceae. The record is from the annotation of a GenBank genome assembly.